AUGGUGCCCACAACGCAGCUACGAGCUUCUGUAGACGAACAGACGGACGAUGCCGCCAAUGAUGUUGCCAUUGCCGUCAUGAACAAGAAGAUAAAGGUCUAUGCCUGGGGUAAGGGGCUUGGCUUUGUAUGGAUAGACACGGGAGAGUGUAUCAUAUACAGUUGUUACAUUUCUCCCAAUGUCGAACCUGUGAUAGCAGAGCGUGCUCUGCGUAACCUAGUGGGCAGCAUAGGGUCCCAUGGCAGGAAACCCUGUGUUGUGACGAAUGACUUCAAUGCGAAGUCACCCGAAUGGGGGGAGAGACACAAGACGAAAGGGGAAGUCUGUUGUCUGAAUGAUAUCACCUUCAGCACCGAAAAUGCUGCACGGUGGGUAAGAAAUUGGACCGUUGAGGAAAAAGAAACUCUCAGCGAUCACCAGUUUAUUACGUUUCAAUUGAAACUAGACGGAGAAAGAACCGGAAACGGUCAGAACUCCGGGCGAUGCUGUGAAUGGAACACCAAGGGCUUUAACCCUUCGGUGAUUCGCCAUAGCUUUAUAGAAAAGAUGAUCGCAAAACAAAACAAAGACUGCGUCAGCAUGGUGGAGGCCAUCAAGGAAGCAUGCGACAUGCACCUUCCGAGGAAAGGCCGAACAAGAAACACAGGUAAACAAAGGGUUUACUGGUGGAACGAUGACAUUGCGAGAGCAAGGAAAGAAUGCAUUUCUGUCAAACGAAGACAGAUGCGACUGAGGGCCAGAAAUAGACUGGAAGAAGUCAUUGAGGUAACAGAGCUGUAUAAACAGAAAAGGAAAAUUUAUCGGGCUCUCAUUAGAAAAGCUAAAGAGGCUAAAUGGGAGGAACUGAUAAAUAAAAUCGAAAGAGACCAAUGGGGGCUUGGUUACCAAAUAGCCACCAGGAAACUAAGACUGGGUUCAGAGCAAAUCACUCUAAGCCCACAAUUUAGACAGAGAAUAGCCGAUGUGCUGUUCCCAAAACAUCAGAUAAAAAGAUGGAAUCUCACAGAGACGUUGGAAAUUGUAAAAGCAAUUGUCCACGAGCAAGUAGAGGUACUCAUGUUGGAAGCCUAUAACGGACUCCUACGUGAAGGGAAAUUUCCGAAAGAGUGGAAACGAGCUAAAUUGGUUCUACUCAAAAAACCCGGAAAAGAAGGAGGCAGACCAUCGGAUUUUAGGCCGAUCUGUCUCCUAAAUGUGGUAGCGAAGCUCUAUGAACAGUUAAUACUGAUAAAGCUCAAAAAAGAGCUGGAAGAGAAAGGAGGCCUAAGUGAAGAACAGUUUGGCUUCCAAGAAGGCAAAUCUACCCUUGACGCGGUAGACAGAGUUAUGGCCCUGGCAAGAUGGGCUAACUCUGGAGACACGAGAAGGAAGAGGUGGCUUCAAAUUGGGGGGGGAGUAAAACCUUCGAGGGGACCUAACAUCCCAUCAUCUCUCGUUCCGGACGUGGUCCUUCGCCGUUAUCACCAAACCCGCCAUCUGCGAGGUCAACAGCUACCUCUGAGGGAGCCCCUCAUCGAAAAGACGGUCAGGCAAGCCUUUGUUAAUUACGGACGCGCCGGAACCCCCUAA
Molecule: messenger RNA, 1569 nt
Organism: Tribolium castaneum (red flour beetle)
Lineage: Eukaryota; Metazoa; Arthropoda; Insecta; Coleoptera; Tenebrionidae
Exons: 5
Coding region: 1-1569 (522 amino acids)
Source: RefSeq, a predicted model, not a curated record